Molecule: messenger RNA, 2663 nt
Organism: Cuscuta campestris
Lineage: Eukaryota; Viridiplantae; Streptophyta; Magnoliopsida; Solanales; Convolvulaceae
Source: the annotation of a GenBank genome assembly
CUAAACACCACCCGUACAUAGUUUUUUCAAAACGCUAACAUUAAUCGCCAACGCUAUUCCCAAACAGACCCUUUAUCACUACCACACGAACGUUUUGCCGUGCACUGCACGAGUUAAAAUCCAGUUUUUUUAAAGAACAUUAGAUUUCAUUAUUAACAAACGGAGGUAGCUCAAAGAUUGGGCCUGGCCUGGGCUUUAGUCGUGAAGUAGUUGGAUUUCGGUUUCUUCAUAUAUCCCCAAACACCAAAACAAAAAACCAAAACUGCAGCCAUACUUUCAGUCUACCACAGCCAAUAAUCAAAGGUUAGGGAUGACAUUGGCGGAUGAGGAGGCGUUUCCCAGCCCCUGGCACAGUUUCUGCCUUGAGAGUACACUGAAAAAAGCACAAGAGAUGGAAGAAGAGAGACAACUGGGUGUUGCUGGUGCUGCGACCGCACGUUUGAUUGAUGCCAUAAACAAUGACAGGAAGAGAGCUUUGGAAAAAAGCUUAGAACCUCCUAACAAGAAAGUCAAGCGUAGUGAUGAUAAGGGGGAGGAGGAGGAUGAUGAUGAUGAUGAGGAGGAGGAGGAGAAGGCUCCUAAGUAUCCUCCUGAUAUGAGGAGGAAGCCCAUUGUGAUUGAGAAGAACAAGUGUUUACCUGGCGGCAUUGAAUCGUUCUUAUGUUCUAGAAAGAAACAAAAGAGGGACUACCUGGUGCGCUUCAGUGGGGAACGAGUACCUGUUGCAAGUCUCCGUGGUAAGCACCUCGUCAUCUGCGCUUUCUUGCUGCCUCUUCCCAAUUAUAGUGGAAUGAACGAAGCUCAAGUUUGUCGCGCCAUGAUAGAUUCUUACCCCAAGUUGUGCGAGCUACAUGAUUUUGAGAUGGUCAUGGUUGCCCGAAUGAAAGACCAAGCCGAGUUUUCAAGCAGAGCGGAUGAAGAGGCUGCCUUCAAUCGCUUUUUCUCUGCCUUCCCUUGCCUUGCGGUCCCUUUCUCCGACUCCAGUUCUCGUGACUUCAUUUGCAGUUCUCUCAAUUUGACACACCCAUUGAGCUAUAUGGGUGUUCUUAUUGUGGAUGAUAAGCAGGUGGUUGUGAGACAAAGCGACAUUGCUGAUUCCCUUUUCCUCUGGUAUGGAUCUCGUUACUUUCCCUUCACCCAGUCCAGGGUUGAAGCCCUUUCAGUUGAACUGGAGGAAAUGAAGAUCAGGCUGGACCCUAUUCACAUUGAAUUUUCUACCCCUGACGAGGAGAUGGACCAAGUAAAGGCCUCCCGCACCCCUCUUUCGCUUGUUGAGCUCUUUGGCUGCCAUCCCACUGACAUGCUCUGGAAAUGUUUUGCUGACUGGGAAGAUAAAAAAAUGUGUUUUGCUGGUGAUGGGGAUGGGAACUGCCUUUUUCUCAAGAGAUGUAGUGCAAGCAACAAGAAUGUUCUCCAGAAAUGUAGCAGUAGCAACAAGCAAUUUCUUCGGCCGUGCAGCCAUACUGGGGGGGAUGGCAAUGACAAGGUGGCGGUAUCUGUGUUGGAAUUGAGUUGUAAGAAGUUGGUGGGAGUGUACCUCUGCAUUGAUGGGAAUUUCAUGGCUGAACUUUUCAAGGUCCACCAACAAUGCUUGGCUCAAGGUUUGGAGUUGGAGGUAGUGCUGGUAUUUCUACCCUUUUUUGGGGACUUCACAUCCUUUGUCAACGAUGCCAAACAUGCCAUUAAGGCGCUCAAGAUAUCAUCUUGGUGGGUCGCUCCUUACAAUGGCAAAAUAAGCCGGAGGCUAUGGGGAAUGUGUAACCAUGAGUGGUCUGAUAAGUUGUUUGUUUUGGAUGGGGCUACCAAAGCUGGGGAACUCAAUGGAAGAGGUCUCAUGCAUAAUUUAGGGGUCAAGGGAUAUCCCUUCACGAGAUAUAGUCUUGUCGAAAAACUGUUGUCCCGUCUUAGGUCUACCACCAUAGAGUCGCUGUUUGACGAGUCCACCGAGGGUGUUCACAACAUUGCCCUCCGCGACCAAGGACCUCCAUUUGCGUUGCAUGUGUCUGAGCUCAAGGGCAAGAAGGUCCUUCUAUACUUUGACUAUUCUUCCACCAUGGAAGGAAGAUAUGUGUUUAAGAAGUUGAAAGGGUGCUACGACAGAAUGAAGCAGGUUUAUCCUAAUUCAGAAGUGCUGUUUGUUCCCCUUAAAGAGUUUGCCAAGAGGGCCCCCAAGAGUGCCCCCAAGAUGCCAUUCUGCAGCUGACUCAGUAAUCAAGAAGAUUUGGUGGUAUAGAUGGGUGGAGCCUAACAUCCUCGCAUUCGGGGAGGAUGGCCGACUUUGCUGUUGGCGUGCUCAAAAUCACCUAAAUAAUGGUGCGGUCAGCGAUUCAUUGUUUGCUGACGAUUUGCGUGAAGAGGUUCUUACUUACGUAUGGGAGUUGUUAUCAUUCGAUGAGGACUGAUUGAUUUAUUGACGAUUUGCGUGAAGCGGUUGGUUCUUACUAUCUGUCUUGUCUCAGUGGUUGUUUUUGUUUUGAUUCUGCUACUGCUGCUGUUGUUUAUGUCAUUCAGUGCGAGUAACUAGUUUUAUUGAGUGUGAUAUCCUCUUCAGUAUUUAUUUAUAUUGGAACCUAACAAACUAAAGUGGUGUGAUUUUCUGUAUCCUUAUUAGCUUGUGCCGAUAUUUAAACUUAACUUUCAUUAUAAGUGAACUAGUGAAGUUU